This is a messenger RNA of Trichoderma atroviride IMI 206040, 1402 nucleotides long. RefSeq names its product mitochondrial 37S ribosomal protein mS35. Gene Ontology annotation, cellular component: mitochondrial small ribosomal subunit. The record is from RefSeq and is a predicted model, not a curated record. Gene Ontology annotation, biological process: mitochondrial translation. Lineage: Eukaryota; Fungi; Ascomycota; Sordariomycetes; Hypocreales; Hypocreaceae. Gene Ontology annotation, molecular function: structural constituent of ribosome.
AUGGCUUCCGCAUCGAGCGCCGGAAGGCUGUGCGCGCUGGCCUGCCGGAGGGCACUUCGGGUACCUCGGAUGCCUCGAACACAACCAAUUGCCUGGCGGGCACCGGCAGCGAACCGCGCAUUUACGUCCUCCCCGCGACAGUUGGCGGACAAGAAUGCCGAUCAGGACGGAGAGGAUGGUGAUGGUGGAUUAUACAAGACUCUGGACCUGAAGCUCAUGAAUAAGUCUUUCCUAGAGAGCGUCACGCCCGAGAGCUUAAAACAACUGGAUGAGCUGGCGAAGAGCAACGGCUACACAUCCGUGGAGGAGUACCUCGAGGCGACAUUACGGGAGACACCAGGCUGGGCGUCAGAGGACAGAGCACUGGAGGAGGAUCUUUACAGAGAUGAUGUUGGCGAGAAACCGAAUAAGUCGUCUUUUUGGUUCGACGAGGACGACCCCGAGACGAACUCGGAGGAACACGAUGAGUUUGAUGAAGACGAUAUCACGUCCAUGGCACACGGGAAACUAGACGAGAUGCGAGAUAUGAGACAUUAUGCUCGAUUGGCAAUUUGGGAGAUGCCUCUUCUUGCCAAAUUCGCGAAACCAUUCGUUCCCCCUACAGAGAAACAGGUUCUGAGGUGGAGAUACACGACAUACAUGGGCGAAUCCCACCCUGCGGAGAAGAAAGUGGUUGUGCAGUUUGCUCCCGACGACCUUGGACUCACAGACGUCCAGGCAGAGAAGCUGAAGAAGCUCGCCGGCCCUCGAUACAACCCCGAAACGGAGCUCGUCAAGAUGGCCUGCGAGAGCUUCGAGCACCAAGCACAGAACAAGCAGUACCUGGUCAAUCUGGUCAACGACCUAAUCACCGCCGCCAAGGACCCCAAGGAUACCUUUGCGGACGUGCCGCUGGACCUGCGGCAUCACAAGUUUGAGCCGAAGCCCCAGUUCCCCAAGGAGUGGCGGCUGACGGAGGAGAGGAGGAAAGAAUUGGCAGAGCAUAGACAGCAGGCGGCGAUUGCGGAUGCGAAGAGGGCCGAGGAUGGGUUGCUGGUGGAUGGACAGAAGUUGAUUGACAAUUUCUUGAUACAGAAGCUGGCGGAGGAGCAGGAGAAGGAGAAGGUUGCGGAGCUGGUGGCUGCGGCGCCUAGGGGGAAAGCAGCUGGCGGAGCGGCAAGAGGAGCCAGGAGGUAGAAGGGGAAGGGGGAAACUAUCAAGAUGAUAUGCGUACGAUUGCUUUUACGAGCAGGGGAUGAAGGAAAAAAAAAUGUAUAGGAAAUGUAUGUAUAAUAGAGGAUACAGGCACUACUUGCUUGGGCUGGGGAGGCGAUUGGAUGUACAAUAUGAAGAAAGCCUGACGCCGAAAAUAUUUACGAAAUGUAUGAGAAGAAGGGUUGCUUUGAUGAAUGUGUAUUUUGUG